CGGCGCGAGGAGCAGCGAAUUAAAUUACUGCUUUCGUGGACAAGAUGGCAACUUGCAUAGGAGAGACCGAUUUUCCUCCAUAUGUCAUAAAAUGCGUGGAUGACACACAUUUUCUCGUUGCAGGAGGUGGUGGAGAAUCAAAAACCGGUGUGCCAAAUGCUCUGGAAAUAUUUCGAGUGGGGAUAGGAAGCAGCGGCAUUGCCGUGGAGUCAAAAUGCAGGUACAACACAGACAACGGAGAUGAUCGGAGUGCAAUCAUGAAUGCUGCUAUGAGGUUUGAUGGUAAAGAGUAUCUGAUGGCGGCAGGUCGAAACGAAAGAUGCCAGAUGUACCAGAUCAACAAGGUGGUUGAAUCCCUCAUACCACAGACGAUGGGUAGAGAGGAUGGAGACAAAGAGGAAGAGGGGAAAAAGAGCAAAGAGGAGGAGGUCACUCUUAGGAAAAGGAAAAAGAAGCCUUCCGAAUCCAACGGCAAGAAGAAGUCAGGGCCACCAUCUCGCAGAGAGUUGGUCCAGUUUGAUGUGAAGCGGCUUCAAUCUGUUCAAACAGACUUCAGCCCAACUGAUUCAAGCCAGAAUGCGGUCUGCUUCUCACCCAAUGGGAUGUACUUUGCAACUGGCGGCGUGGAUGGUCAUUUACGAAUGUGGACGUAUCCAACGAUAGAGAAAGUGUAUGACAUCGAAGCACAUUCCAAGGAUAUUGAGGACAUUAUUAUCAGUCCACUGGGCAAUAAGCUCAUCACAAUCUCAAGGGACCAGAAGGCGUAUGUGUGGAAUACAAAAGACGGUAGUAAGAUGUGUGAAUUGGAAUGGGAAGAAUGUGCGGAUCAUAAAUCGUACAGAUUUGGCUGCUGUAGGUAUGCAUUCCUGAAUGGCGAUGUCAGCAACUCCACAAUGUUCACAACUCACACACCUCACAUACAGAAGAAAGGCAGGCAACCUUCCUAUAUUUCAAAAUGGAAUAGUCACAAGUUCACCAUAGACAAGACAGUUUGUACAGGGGAUGAUAUUCUCUCAGCAUUAGCAGUCAGUCACAGCGGUUACUAUGUGGGAGUCGGUACUAUGUCAGGUUCUGUGGGAAUCUAUGUCACAUUCAGCUUACAGAAAGUAAAAUGGGUGGACAAUGCGCAUAGCAUUUUCAUCACCGGUCUAUCUUUCAUUCCUAUGACCAAGAAUUCAAGACGAGUAAUUGGUGAUAAGGAUGCUGCAAUCCUCAGUCUAUCAGCUGAUAAGAAGAUUGGCCUGGUUACAGUCAGCAGAUCGGGUGAAUAUCCGGCCAUCCUAAUGUUCCUUGGAGUCUUCAUACUAAUCAUGCUGGCCCUUACCUUGUUUGCUUACUUCGGCAUGGACUUCUAAAAUAACAAUGAAGGCGUACUUGAAAGCUCUGGAUUUGAAACCUCAGGAAUCACACUUUCCACUUUGUGCAUUGAUGCAUCAAGAGGAGACAAACUUUAGGAAUGGAAAAUACCAGUGUAGAAGCAACAGAUGUUUUCUCUGAAAUGCAAACUUCUUUUGAUAUCCUGUGGAGAUCUGUCUUCAUUUACCAUCAUCUAGUGAUUAAUAUUCACUUGGUCUACUAACAGUUAGACUUAUUUAUUGAAUAACACCAUCAUGGCUAAUCCCAUUGGCCUGUAUUCUGAAAUACACUUUCACUUAGACCAUGGUCUGACUCUGUGCUAAAUUAUGGGAAGCCAAAACAGUGAAAUUUUAUUAAAUUUUUUUUGCAUGUUUAUUGUAUUCUUCCCCAAUUCUUUAACAGUAAAGAAUUAUAAUGUUCUAACAAGCUUAUAAAUUGAUCUUCUACUGUUAGAUGCUAUCUAUAGUUUAAACUCGAACUUUAUACCAGAGUACAUGUAUAAAUUAAACCCGACUUCAAAAUACGGGCCAUUUGGUCUACUAUCACCUUGGGUUAAGUUCUGUUUGGUCCAUCCAUCACUUUAUCUAACAGCCACUUGUCAAGGCCGUCUGUUGUUCUACUAGCUUACAGGGUCUGAUGUGGAAAGACUACACCUACUAGCUGCAAAGCAGUGAGUGCAGCUGGUAUGGCAGCCAUGUCUGAUGGAUAAAAUGAAUGGCAUAUGGUGCAUUGUCACUGAGCUUAGUUUACCCAUUUUUUUUUUCCUUCUCAAUUUGAAUUCAGAUGCAGUAAUGUAAAUAAGACUCAAUGAUAAAUAGGCUAAAAGUAAAGCUGCUGUUACACAAAAUAUCACGAGGUAAGUCGUGAUACACAAUGUACAUGUAUAUCGGACCAUGCUGAAUGGCACAAUAAUUGCUUUAGAUCUCUUGACUCUUCAGUAUUAACCACUUACAACUUUUUUUAUUAUUUUCAAGAAGAGCAUAAUUUGGGGGCAUAUAUUUUGUGACUAAUCUUUCUGUUAUGUACGAUACUGUUUUUUUCUUUUAAGUUUUGGAUUUACCCGCAGUUGUGUUGAUUUGACUACUGUGUAUUCUGCUCGCUAGGGUAGGCAAGCAAAGCAUUGAAAAUGUCUUGAAUAACAAUAAACUACAACUUCUAUUGACUAGAAUUCUUGCCAUAAUAAAAUAUA
Molecule: messenger RNA, 2545 nt
Organism: Lytechinus variegatus (green sea urchin)
Lineage: Eukaryota; Metazoa; Echinodermata; Echinoidea; Temnopleuroida; Toxopneustidae
Gene: preb
Product: prolactin regulatory element-binding protein-like
Exons: 10
Coding region: 45-1355 (436 amino acids)
Biological process (GO): protein secretion
Cellular component (GO): endoplasmic reticulum membrane
Molecular function (GO): GTPase activator activity; protein binding; guanyl-nucleotide exchange factor activity
Source: RefSeq, a predicted model, not a curated record